AUGGCGCGUCGUGUCGUCCAUGUGCUCGCGUCGCUGUCGCUCCUCGCAGCCCACGCGUCGUCAGAGGACGCCGCGUCCGACGCCACUAUCUUCGCCACGCCCGCGCCUUUCCUUCCUCCCGUUGUCCACUCGGCUGUGUUCGAACGCGCCGACACGGACCACAAUGGCGUAGUGGACCCCACGGAAUUCUCUGCCUUUUCGACGGCGCUCCAGCACGCGGUCGAGCCAUUUCUACCUGGCGGGCCCAUUUCUAACCGACUCGACCACAACGUGCCCACAAGUGCCUUAAUUGUCAAAAAGGUCAAAAAGGACAAAAUCGACGCCAAAGGCGACGACGAGAUGGACGAAGGCGACGACAAAAUGGACGAAACGGACGCGGACACGCACGACGCCGGCGCGGGCGAGGGCACUGCUGGUGGCUGGCAGCACGUGCUCGCACACGCGCGGCCCAAGCUCCGCACGGCGGGCGCGCCGCUGUUCUGGUCGGGCUUUAUGAGCGGUCUGUUGACCAUUUGGGCCACGGAGAUUGGGGACAAGACGUUUUUUAUUGCAGCGAUUCUAAGCAUGAAGAAGGACCGCGUGGUCGUGUUUGCCGGUGCGAUUGGCGCGCUCAUUGUCAUGACGGUGCUGUCGGUGGUCAUGGGCGUUGUCGCGACCAAGUUCUUGCCCCCGAGCGUGACGCACUACCUCGGAGCAGUGCUGUUUGUCUUGUUUGGGGUGAAGAUGCUGUACGAUGCGAGGGAGAUGAAUGCAGUGGGUCCGUCGGAUGAGUUGAUUGAGGUGGAGGAAGAACUCAUGGGCAAGAAGACCGAGAAUGGGCUAUCGGCCGAACAAGUCGAGGAAGGCGUGGUCAAGCCGGAAGGUUCGACAGACGGCAUGAUUCAGGUGUUUUCGCAGACGUUCCUUAUGACGUUCUUGGCGGAAUGGGGCGACCGUUCACAAAUUGCGACGGUGACACUGUCUGCGACCAAGGACGCGUUUGGCGUGACGCUUGGCGCGAUCCUCGGCCACUCGAUGUGCACGGGCAUUGCUGUCGUGGGCGGCAAGUUCCUGGCCAAGCGCAUCUCGGAACGGACCGUGACACUCGUCGGUGGCGUCCUCUUUGUGCUGUUUGCGCUGCAUUCGUUCGUGACGGGUCCCGACGUAGCAAAGUAG
Messenger RNA from Hyaloperonospora brassicae, 1155 nucleotides. The record is from the annotation of a GenBank genome assembly. NCBI's taxonomy places the organism in Eukaryota, Oomycota, Peronosporomycetes, Peronosporales, Peronosporaceae.